Molecule: messenger RNA, 1630 nt
Organism: Xiphias gladius (swordfish)
Lineage: Eukaryota; Metazoa; Chordata; Actinopteri; Istiophoriformes; Xiphiidae
Gene: tmem44
Product: transmembrane protein 44
Exons: 10
Coding region: 212-1603 (463 amino acids)
Source: RefSeq, a predicted model, not a curated record
CUAGUGGAUGCAAUGCGAUAUCGUGCUAAAACCAGGUGGAAGGCGUAAUCCAGGUGAGCCCCUCCCUAAAAUAUCCAAACCCUUCCUUUGCGUCGUGCGUUAGACGCGAGUCGCUUGCAUGGCUCAGUAGGUGCUGGAAGUGGUUUUUCUUCAGUAAUACGGAAUGCAAACGUAUCGGUGAUGAAUAUGGGGGAACGCAUGCUGAUCGCGGAUGUUCAGACCGGAGCAGGCGCCAACGCUUUCUUGUCUGGUCUGCUCGCUUUUUGCGUGGAUUCGUUCGCCACCUGUUUCUCCGAUGGCGCGGACAAACCCUGCGUCCUGGUCGGUCUCAGCUCUCUGUCUGCGCUGCUUUUGCUUCUGUCGUGCCUCGUUGUGUCAGAGGUGCAAAUGUCGCGGAGAACACCCGGGAGAAAGCAUCAUUUUCCUCUACUGCUUCCUCGGUAACCUGUGCAGCACUGUCGGGGCCAUUCUGUCUAGACAGCUGUAUAUUCAGAUUUUAAUGGGUGCCUUUGCUGCCGCUGUGGAUGCUGUCAACUUUAUGUCUUGCUGCUUCCCAGUGUCCCUGUGCUGGAACUCAAAAACAGAAAGGAGGCUGAGGGUAAUGACGAGGCGGAGGAGACAACACCUCCUUGCAGUGUGCGUACUGAUGGUGGUUGCAGGCGGCUUUCUGAAGUCUAGGGUCACCCACCACCCAACAGACAGGCCUCUCAGCGAGAGGAGACUGCUGCAUGUCGGUCUCCAAUUUAGUCCAUUUACAUUCAACACUGAAAUCCUGGGUUACAUACUUGGCUUGAUCUCUUUUAUCAUCGCCUGUACCUCCAGGUUCCCCGCAGUCCGCAGAGCCUACAGAGGACAGAUGUUGACCCAGGCCUACAUGUUCUCAGCAGUGCUGUGCUCAUUGGCUGGUGCCCUCUAUGCCGCUGCCAUACUCCUCUACGACACUCAGUUUGUGUUUCUUCUGAGAGUCAUGCUGUGGCUGGUGUCUGCAAUAUGCUGUGCCACUCUAGAUCUUCUCAUUGUAGUCCUCCACUGGUGCAAGAGUGGAACCAGGCAGCACUCCAUGAGGUUUUCUCCGGACAAGGAGAGCCUUUUAGGUGGCUCACGCAUCCCCAGUGAGGAGACAGCUAUCCUGAAGAAACACAGAAAACAAAAUGUUAAUUCAUCAGCAGAAACAAAACCAAAUAAUGUCCAGAAGAUGACUGAAAUGGGCCAUUACAUGGAUGUCAGUAUCCACCCUGCAAGAAAAAUCCGCCUAAAGGAGGUGACAUUGUCCAAGGCGGAGGCGGAGGACCGACCUCUCAACAGGACAGUGCGAGUGAUCAGAGUCGACAGUUUCUGCUUCUCAGAUACGUCCUUUGACUCUUCACUAGUUAGUUCUGAUCUGGAGUGGGAUUUUGAAGAGGCAAAUGGCCAGUGGAGAGAGCCAACAGCAAAACAACAGGAGGGCGAUGAGUUCCCCCUCCAAGAGUGGUUACCGAACCCCACACCGUUUAACAUCUGCACCUGUGCUGUGUCUGGACUCCCACAGAACACUCUGUCUGGUAAAGAAGAGGUUGAGUGUCUCUGUGUGUUAGAUACACACACUUCUGGUGCUUUCAUUUGAGAGGUAAUAAAAUCUGCAAAACACUGA